This is a messenger RNA of Zophobas morio, 997 nucleotides long. RefSeq lists its product as uncharacterized. Gene Ontology annotation, molecular function: glycosyltransferase activity. The coding region runs from base 125 to 829 and encodes 234 amino acids. NCBI's taxonomy places the organism in Eukaryota, Metazoa, Arthropoda, Insecta, Coleoptera, Tenebrionidae. The transcript is spliced from 10 exons. The record is from RefSeq and is a predicted model, not a curated record.
UGCUUUGUUAACUGUUUUUAUUAUAGUAGCUACCCUUCUUCAACAAAGAAGAAGUAAUUUUUGUGAAAUUCAUUUUUCAAAAUCUGGAGAUGCAAAACUUCUAGAUGUUUGGCUCCAAAAAAAAAUGCUUGAAAUGGAGAAGACUUUAAGAAUUUUUGCUUACGAUUUAGAGGGUUACACUCUAAAGAAUGGCCAUCCCUUGUAUAUAAAAAGUUCACAGUGCGGAGUGGACUCGGGUCAUAAUAAAGGUUACGGUGUUGAAAAGUAUUUUAUCUCGCAAAUUAAUAAAAGUCUAUUAAGAACGGUGGAUCCUAAUAAAAGUGUAAUAUUUUUUAUUCCCGUUAAGUUGUGUGCAGCAAAAUGGAAUUUACCACCUCUUCCUCAACCUAAAAAGAUAAAGAAUAUUUUAGGAAGGAAGCUGUCUGCCCAGUAUUUUUAUAAAAGUGUCGAGUUUGUAAGCAAACGUUAUCCAUAUUUCAAUGGCUCCCUUUCUCGCUUUAGUGGUGCUGAUCAUUUUUGGUUUUCUUCGCACGACGGGGGAGUCGCAAGAGCUUCCCUCAUCAAAGGAAACUUUACUUCAAAAACUAUAGCUUUGGUAAACACUGCAGAUCCCAGCAUGGGUUUUAUUCCUUGCUGGCACAUUUCCACUGUUCCUAAUGUUGACUUUGGUAGACCCCCGUCGCACUCCGCUAAGAAAGAAAUCUUUUUCAAGUUGCAUAGAAGAAACAUUGUUUUCUUUGCUGGAAAUCUGGCCUCUAAUCCAGUAAGGUUGAGUACAUAUCACCAUAUCGAGUCAGGAGUUAACAACUUCUUAUUUUGCGUAGCAUAGUAUUCUUACUGUUUCUUUAUUGCUAUUGCACUUAGUAUUUACCAGGUAGUAGCUAUUAACGAGUUAGUAGGUUUAUGGGGUGCAACGUCAUAGAGUGUUUUGUUUUAUUAGUAAGUCCACUAUUUAAAAGAGAAUGCGCGCAGGCGUGAGGCCGUUCCAUUUAAAAGU